UCAGUGCAGACGCAGGUCCCUUCGCCGCAGUUCAGAGCUCAUAUAUUUACUCGAAGCAUGUCAAAAAUCACGGAGAAUGCAGAUUGUGACGACUGUAAGUAUCCCGCCCCCGGGGGAAAUGACACAGGACCGCGCGUGCAUUCCACCAUGGAUGAGGACGACGAACUUCUGAGAUACAUUUGGACCGAUUAUUUACACCCAAAGGAGUACGAGUGGGUUCUAAUCGUGGCUUACAUAGUUGUGUUUUUUGUCUCACUGAUCGGAAACUCGCUUGUUUGUUUUGCAGUGUGGAAAAAUCGUCACAUGCGCACAGUGACCAACUACUUCAUAGUAAACCUCUCCCUGGCUGAUGUGCUGGUCACCAUCAUUUGUCUGCCUGCAAGUCUUGUGGUUGACAUCACAGAGUCUUGGUUUUUUGGUGAAACUCUUUGCAAAAUUGUCCCCUAUCUUCAGACCAUUUCUGUUUCGGUGUCCGUUUUGACACUGAGCUGCAUUGCUCAAGACCGUUGGUACGCUAUCUGUCACCCGCUUAAGUUCAAGAGCACAGCCAAGAGGGCUCGCAAAAGUAUCUUUGCCAUCUGGGUGGUGUCGUGCAUCAUCAUGAUACCACAGGCCAUUGUGAUGGAGUGCAGCAGUCUUCUGCCUGAACUUACAAACAAAACCAGCCUGUUCACAGUCUGUGAUGAGCACUGGGGAGCUGAGGUCUACCCAAAAGUCUACCACACUGGCUUCUUCAUUGUUACAUAUUUUGCUCCAUUAUGUCUGAUGGUCCUGGCUUAUAUUCAGAUUUGUCACAAGCUGUGGUGCCAACAGAUUCCUGGAAACACAUCGGUGAUUCAGAGGAAUUGGAGGACUAUCCAGUGCUCAGCUCGGAGUUCAGGAUCGGGAGAGUCUGGAGGGAUGAAGACAAGCACAGUUUCCGCUGAGAUCAAACAAAUCAGAGCCAGACGCAAAACAGCUCGCAUGCUGAUGGUUGUGCUCUUUGUGUUUGCUCUCUGCUACUUACCGAUCAGUGUGCUCAAUAUCCUGAAACGGGUUUUUGGGACCUUUAAGAACACAAACGAUCGAGAAACAAUAUAUGCAUGGUUCACUUUUUCACACUGGCUAAUAUACGCAAACAGUGCAGCAAAUCCCAUCAUCUAUAAUUUUUUGAGUGGGAAGUUCCGUGAGGAGUUUAAAUCAGCAUUCUCUUGCUCUUGUUACGGGCAACAGAAAGACAACAAUACAAGGAUGAGGAUGCGAGCAAACAGAGACAGCCGAAAGUCCAUGUCAACCCAAGUUAAUAAUGUGGACAACUUAUCACGGCUAUCAGACCAGAUUGUGUAGACUUUAAUACAUGUGAGAGGCUUAAAUAUCCAUCUCAAGGACAUGGAGAUAGCAAAAAAUCCCACUGAAGAAUGUAAAAACUCUCCAAGGACUUGCUACAAAAGAGUAAAUGGGAUAUUAGUGAACAUUUUCAAAGAACUUUCAAAUGUUAUUUUCUGGAGACUGAUAAAAUAUGUUUAAUUUCAAAAGAUGGAUUUCUAUAAACUGUAAAUGAUGCAACUUUAAGGUUCAGUGUUUUCUUUGUUUUGCUACACAUAUUAAUAAUAUACCCUUUUUUCCAUAUUAAAACUGUGCUGAUUUUAAAAAUGUAUUUUGUUUCAGCAAUUAAAGUAUUUAUUUAUUAUUUAAUUAUUUAUUCUAUUCUAGUGGAGGAGUUGUGGCUGAAAAGAUCAAGUCCCUUGUUGCUCAGAGAACCUCAAUGAGUUUUGUUGGUGAAAGACUGCAGAUGUGAAUUAAGAUUGAAUGUAAAGGUAAUAAAUAAUUAAAAUUGUCAAAUUACAGUAUUAGUGGUGGUGGUAAACUUUGAUUUAGCUUACUUUGUUAACAGCAAUACUAAAGUUCACCUUUUAGCCAGUACAUGCAAACCACAGAAGUCAGAUUUUUGAAUCUCAAACUAUGUAAAAAGGCAAUUUCCCACUUUAUAGAAAUAAUAUUUUGAGUGGAUGCUUCAAGGUAUUUUAAGGUAGUCUUGUUUUCUUAUUUUGUGAGCAUUACAAUGUAUCUUCUGGAAAAGUAUGUCAGGCUGCUAAGGAAAGAAACAUCUAUUAACAGGCAGAUAGCAGGGCAGAAAUUGUUACAACCACUUUUGUAACCAAUUAUUUGUUUCUUCAACCAAGGACGUGGUAUAAAAGUCAUGUCUAAAAUUUUAAAUUUUAUCACAAGCCUACUAAAACAGAGGAGUUUAUUUAUAUAGGUCCAGAUUGUUUAGAAUAUUAUUAUUUAUUUAUUUAUUUAUUUUUUAAUUGUUCCAAGGUAAAAUAUGUUUUCUGUCGGGAAAUAUUUUACUCAAAUUAGAGUAAAAAAAUCUACUGAAGGAUUGAUUGUCAUGCAUCGUUUUGCUCUUACACAAACAUUUGAAAUGAUGAAACAAAUUAUUGCUUAAUCAAUGUUAUUCAUAAUUGCAAUCACUGCAUCUGUUGAAAUAUCAACAGGUUACAACAAUCAUGUUGUAAUCAAAGAAAACAAAGAUGAAAAUUAGCUUCAAAGGACCUGCUUUAUGUCUGGUCAUUGACUUGUGCUGGACUGUGUUUCUGACCAGCUGAACUAUUGAAGGUUUGCUUUGUUGAAAGUAAUUGUGGACACUGUUGCCGUUAUUUGUUUGUUUUGUAUUUAUUAUUGUGAUUAUUUUGCAAUUUUAAAGUUAUAGGUUUGAAAAAAUAAUUUCACAUUUUGAUCGUCUGAUUGAAAACCAUUGAGUUUUGAUGUCACUGCUAAAAAAAGUUUGCAAUAAUUUGAAGUCUUAGGGUGUUGAGCUUCAUGAUUUAAACAAAUUAUUUUGCUUCUUCCAUGCAGAUGUACAUUGUUACUUGGUUUGAAAUGUAGUGUCUUGUUUUUGUUUCUUAUGAUUUGUAAUCUAUACAGGGAUAUUGUGAUUGUUAAUUUGUUCUGUGGGUUUUUUAAACGUUCUUCAUCCGAGUUGAC
Poeciliopsis prolifica (blackstripe livebearer) is the source of this 2967-nucleotide messenger RNA. It is a transcript of the gene hcrtr2, whose product is annotated as hypocretin (orexin) receptor 2. Lineage: Eukaryota; Metazoa; Chordata; Actinopteri; Cyprinodontiformes; Poeciliidae. Gene Ontology annotation, cellular component: membrane. The transcript is spliced from 7 exons. Bases 58 to 1326 code for a protein of 422 amino acids. The record is from RefSeq and is a predicted model, not a curated record. Gene Ontology annotation, molecular function: orexin receptor activity. Gene Ontology annotation, biological process: G protein-coupled receptor signaling pathway; circadian sleep/wake cycle process; feeding behavior.